AUGGCGAAAGAGGUCGUUAGUAAAGAGGUAGAAAUUGAACGACUCCAGGCAAAACUAAGAAAAGCGUAUGCUCAAAUGGAGCGCCAGCAAGCCGAUUACGAUGAAGAAGUGCGCAAGUUUAAAAAAGAUUCGGAGCAGGCUAAGGAGGAGCUGGUCCGGGUAGUGAAUAAGCUCAAUGAUCUCGAAGCUGAAUCCGUAAAGUAUCAAGAAAGGGCGAAAACGCUCGAUAGCGGGCAGCUGAAUGCUAUAGCAGAGACGCAAGAGAAGAUCAGAGCCCAGGAGAAAGAGAUCGCACGGCUGCGCAGCGAAUUGGCAGAAAGGGAAAAGAUGGCGAAAAGCUAUGAAGAACUGAAAAAAGAGUUGGACUAUUUGGAGCUGCAGAACGAUACUUUGAACCAGACCCUGGAUUCUAAAGAGAAUACAGUAAAGGAGUUGGAACGUCACAUUGCGUCGAUGCGAAUGGAAGCAACCCUCUAUCAGCAGUCCUGCUCAUCCGGGUCGACUCCUCUCGCCGACGAAACCGAGUCCCUAGCUGAAAUCAGACCUCCAUUCACUCCGGCUCGUCCAUAUACGAAGGCUCAUUCAACUUUGGGCGCCAAUUUGAGUCCUCAACCUCGCCCCAAGACUGGAGGUCUGACAAAAAGUCUCUCUAAUUAUGCCAUCGAUGCAAAUUGCAAUCGAAGAGACGAUGUUUCCGCUGCCAUGAGCAGGAGUUUAAGGUCAACCCAGAAGAAACUGGUGGAUAGUCGAUUACUUGUAAAAUGCCUGAAGGAAACAGUUGAGCGGUUAGCACGCGGAGAGAAUCCCGAUAUAAGUCGUCUGCUGGGAAUCAAAACUGACUCAAUGUCCGAGAGCGAGGCAGAACAAGUCGCGUUUGACUCGACGGCAAUGACAAUGGGAGUUGCUGAGAAAAUGAUGCGCCGACAAGAGGAAAGUAUGGCCAAACUGGAACAGGACUUGGAUGCGAUUCGCUACCUGGUUCAGGACUAUUACCAAUCCAAAGUUGGUGACACGUUGAA
Ostertagia ostertagi is the source of this 1019-nucleotide messenger RNA. NCBI's taxonomy places the organism in Eukaryota, Metazoa, Nematoda, Chromadorea, Rhabditida, Trichostrongylidae. The record is from the annotation of a GenBank genome assembly.